Molecule: messenger RNA, 2271 nt
Organism: Haliotis rufescens (red abalone)
Lineage: Eukaryota; Metazoa; Mollusca; Gastropoda; Lepetellida; Haliotidae
Product: extensin-3-like
Exons: 4
Coding region: 1-2271 (756 amino acids)
Source: RefSeq, a predicted model, not a curated record
AUGAAGAAGGCCGACUUCAUAUCCAUUUCAAAGGUGAAGUAUAUUGCCUUCAUUAAGUUGGCAUUUGGAGACAUGUCUGUAGGAAAGGUCAGUCUGGCAGCAGCAUCCUGCUCGGUUCAUCCAACCGUGUACGAUACACUGCCUGUACCACACUCCGCCUCUACCACACUCCGCCUGUACCACACUCCGCCUAUACCACAUUCCGCCUGUACCACACUCCGCCUGUACCACACACCCCGCCUGUACCACACUCCGCCUGUACCACACUCCGCCUGUACCACACUCCGCCUGUACCACACUCCGCCUGUACCACGCUCCGCCUGUACCACACUCCGCCUGUACCACACCCGCCUGUACCACACUCCGCCUGUACCACACUCCGCCUGUACCACACUCCGCCUGUACCACACUCCGCCUCUACCACACUCCGCCUGUACCACACUCCGCCUGUACCACACUCCGCCUACCACACUCCGCCUGUACCACACUCCGCCUGUACCACACUCCGCCUGUACCACACUCCGCCUGUACCACACUCCGCCUGUACCACACUCCGCCUCUACCACGCUCCGCCUCUACCACGCUCCGCCUCUACCACGCUCCGCCUCUACCACAUUCCGCCUCGACCACACUCCGCCUCGACCACACUCCGCCUCUACCACACUCCGCCUCUACCACACUCCGCCUCUACCACACUCCGCCUCUACCACACUCCGCCUGUACCACACUCCGCCUGUACCACACUCCGCCUGUACCACACUCCGCCUCUACCACACUCCGCCUCUACCACACUCCGCCUGUACCACACUCCGCCUGUACCACACUCCGACUCGACCACACUCCGCCUGUACCACACUCCGCCUCGACCACACUCCGCCUGUACCACACUCCGCCUCUACCACACUCCGCCUGUACCACACUUCGCCUGUACCACACUCCGCCUCUACCACACUCCGCCUGUACCACACUUCGCCUGUACCACACUCCGCCUGUACCACACUCCGCCUCUUCCACACUCCGCCUGUACCACAGCCGCCUGUACCACAUCCCGCCUCUACCACACUCCGCCUGUACCACACUCCGCCUGUACCACACUCCGCCUGUACCACACUCCGCCUAGACCACACUCCGCCUGUACCACACUCCGCCUCUACCACACUCCGCCUCUACCACACUCCGCCUCUACCACACUCCGCCUCUACCACACUCCGCCUCUACCACACUCCGCCUCUACCACACUCCGCCUGUACCACACUCCGACUCGACCACACUCCGCCUGUACCACACUCCGCCUCGACCACACUCCGCCUGUACCACACUCCGCCUCUACCACACUCCGCCUGUACCACACUUCGCCUGUACCACACUCCGCCUCUACCACACUCCGCCUCUACCACACUUCGCCUGUACCACACACCGCCUGUACCACACUCCGCCUCUACCACACUCCGCCUGUACUACACUCCGCCUGUACCACACUCCGCCUGUACCACACUCCGCCUGUACCACACUCCGCCUGUACCACACUCCGCCUCUACCACACUCCGCCUCUACCACACUCCGCCUGUACCACACUCCGACUCGACCACACUCCGCCUGUACCACACUCCGCCUCGACCACACUCCGCCUGUACCACACUCCGCCUCUACCACACUCCGCCUGUACCACACUUCGCCUGUACCACACUCCGCCUCUACCACACUCCGCCUGUACCACACUUCGCCUGUACCACACUCCGCCUGUACCACACUCCGCCUCUACCACACUCCGCCUGUACCACAGCCGCCUGUACCACAUCCCGCCUCUACCACACUCCGCCUGUACCACACUCCGCCUGUACCACACUCCGCCUGUACCACACUCCGCCUAGACCACACUCCGCCUGUACCACACUCCGCCUCUACCACACUCCGCCUCUACCACACUCCGCCUCUACCACACUCCGCCUCUACCACACUCCGCCUCUACCACACUCCGCCUGUACCACACUCCGACUCGACCACACUCCGCCUGUACCACACUCCGCCUCGACCACACUCCGCCUGUACCACACUCCGCCUCUACCACACUCCGCCUGUACCACACUUCGCCUGUACCACACUCCGCCUCUACCACACUCCGCCUGUACCACACUUCGCCUGUACCACACUCCGCCUGUACCACACUCCGCCUCUACCACACUCCGCCUGUACUACACUCCGCCUGUACCACACUCCGCCUGUACCACACUCCGCCUGUACCACACUCCGCCUAGACCACACUCCGCCUAG